Molecule: messenger RNA, 1317 nt
Organism: Rodentolepis nana
Lineage: Eukaryota; Metazoa; Platyhelminthes; Cestoda; Cyclophyllidea; Hymenolepididae
Source: the annotation of a GenBank genome assembly
AUUCCUCACAGCAGGAGUUUUAUACUAUCCGUUCUCCCAACUUUAAAUUUUAUUGACGGUAGUCAACCUUCUCAAGAAGAAAGGUAUGAAGUGCAAUGUUGGAAUAAGGUGAGGAGUGAUAACGUGAAUUUUGUAUUAUACGAUAACCAAGUCAUGAAAACUGAGGGAAGAAGUGUCCGGGCGAUAUUUUAUACACUUUUCAAGCCAUUUCGAAAAGGUGAAUCCCGUUUUCGAAAACAAAGUGAAACUGUGCGACGAAUGGCUAAUUCCAGAGCUUCCGUACUUAAAAAGGGAUUUCCAGCCGCGAAUGAGUUACCUCAAAAUCUUCCGAGAUGGAACUCACCUCCAGGUUGGUUACAGAGAGCUCGGAGUGCUCAAAAUCUUUCUGACUCAGUUGAAAAUGUAGAUGCAGAUUCAGCUUAUGGUUUAAGAGGGUCACUUCGCGAGUUUACCACUAAAAAACGAUCAUCUGUGCUAUCUUACAACUUUUUCCCAACAUCGAGCAAUCAGCAACUUCUGCGAUCGGAAUCUGUGUUUAUUCCAAUAGAGAGUGAGGAUGAAGGUCAAAGAGUGGAUGAUCUCAAAAAGUCCCUUCAGCCAUCUACAAGCAAAAACCGCUCUGAACUCAAGCAAAAACCCUUAUCUGUACCUACUACCACGGAGAAGGAAAACCGCCUCAAAUCAACUGGACAUCGACUAAAAUCUCCAGGAAUUGCGCUUUCGUGUUUCCAGCGACAAAAGGAGUCUUCUGAUAGUGAUGAAAUGAAAGAAGAAAGGAUGGAGGAUGAACCCACUUUAAGAAUGACCUUUGACAAACUCGAUAGAUUGCCAUCUGGGGAAUUUCGGGGACUAUUGAACUCUUCGAGUUUUGAAUGCCUAUUGAGAGGUCUUCAGCAUGAAGAUUAUCCAUGCCUAUGCACUAACCCCUCAAUUUGUCCAGCAAGAUCACCAAGAGGACUUGAAACUGAAAUCCAAUUACUUCGUGGACAAGUGGAAGAAUUUCGGGCACUUUCAGCCAAGCAGGAGCGAGAAAGAUUACAACAAGCCGACGAAAUUCGACGAUUAGCAGAGGAGGUAAGGAACUUAAAAGCCUGGAAAGUGUCUGUCUUACGUGGGCGUGAAAUUUUAAGGAAUUCCGCUGAGGGCGACUGCGAACAACAACGACAAGGAGCCAAAUGUGAUAACACAGGUUUUCGAAAAAAUUCCGAAGUUAUUUCAUCUACUCUGUUGCCUGUCAAUAUGUCGACAACACCAACAACGACAGAGAAUGAUGAUAGUGAUGAUGUGGAUAUUGAGAAUAGUGAAGAGGAUGAGUAA